CAGACUACUACUACCAAGUGCACUACUACGACUACUCCUAACAAGAACGAGCACACCACUACCAAGUGCACUACUACGACUACUCCAGACAAGAACGAGCAUACUACUACUAAGUGCACUACUAAGACUACUCCUACCAAGGACACUACUUCUAAGUGUACUACUAAGACUCCUAACAAGAACGAGCAGACUACGACUAAGUGUACUACUACGACUACUCCAAACAAAAACGAGCAGACUACUACUACCAAGUGCACUACUACGACUACUCCUAACAAGAACGAGCACACCACUACCAAGUGCACUACUGAGACUACUCCUACCAAGGACACUACUUCCAAGUGUACUACUAAGACUACUCCUAACAAGAACGAGCACAGUACUACUAAGUGUACUACUACGACUACUUCCAAAUGCACUACCUCUUCAUCACUGGUCAGCUCAGCUGGAACCACUUCCAGUUACUUGACUGGCUCCUCCAGUUCUCCUUGUUCGUCAAGCACUUUGAGUAGCUCCAGCUCUACAAGUCUUAGUUCAUCAAGUACUCCUUGUACAACAACUGCUUCUAGUUCAUCAAGUACUCCUUGCACGACAACUACUCCUAGUUCAUCAAGUACCUUAAACAGUUCUUCGAGUGUGUCUAGUUCAUCUAUUACUGUGAGUAGCUCAUCAAGUACUCCUGGCUCAUCAAGUACUCCUUGUACAAUAACUACUCCUAGUUCAUCAAGUACCGUAAGCAGUUCUUCAAGUGUGUCCAGCUCAUCUAUUCUUGUGAGUAGCUCAUCAAGUUCUCCUGGCUCAUCAAGUACUCCUGGUUCAUCAAGUACUUCUAGUUCAAGUAUUUUGAGCAGUUCUUCGAGUGCUUCUAGUUCAUCAAGUACUCUUAGUUCAUCAAGUACUGUUAGUUCUACAAGUUCAUCAAGUACUUUGAGUAGUUCUUCUAGUCCAUCAAGCACUUUAAGCAGUUCUUCGACUACGUCUAGUACAUCUAGUACUUUAAGCAGCUCUUCGAGUAGCUCCUCAAGUACUUCCAGUUCAUCAAGUACUUUGAGCAGUUCUUCUGGUUCAUCAGCUACUCCAAGCAGUUCUUCGAGUGGUUCCUCAAGUACUUCCAGUUCAUCAAGUACUUUGAGCAGUUCUUCUGGUUCAUCAAGUACUUUGAGCAGUUCUUCUGGUUCAUCAGCUACUCCAAGCAGUUCUUCUAGUUUAUUAACUACUUUAAGUACUUCCUCAAGUAGUACUUUAAGUAGCUCCUCGAGUGCUUCCAGUUCAUCAAGUACAGCUAGUUCCUUAAGCAGUUCAAGUGUUUUAUCAAGUAGUACUUUGAGUAGUUCCUUGAGUACCUCUAGUUCCACUAGUACUUUUAGUUCAUCAAGUGUUUCUAGCUCAUCAAGUACUGUUAGCACAUCAAACACUUUAAGUACUUCCUCAAGUAGUACCUUGAGCAGUUCCUUGAGUACUUCAUUGAUAUGUUCCACUUGUCUGUCUAGCUCAUCACUUCCAUCAAGUGAGUCAAGCUCUUCCACUACGUCCAGUUCUUUGGUAGGUUCAUCUAGUUUCUUGACUCCCUCAAGUUCCCAUCUGUCAAUAAUUUCAAGUCGUACCUCUGUUGCUGCCAGUAGUACGCCAGAAAGCUCCCAUUCUUCGAGUACUUCUUCUGCAAGCCCUCAAAUCCUUUCAAGUACUUUGACAUCUACACUGCCUGAAAAUACUAAUACUGAAACAACUACGUCAUACGAAACAACAGUUAUCACAGUUACAUCAUGUUCCGAUCACCUGUGUUCAACAAUUCCUGUCACAACUGGUGUUACUGUCGUUACAACGACAGUAAAUGAUAUUACUACGAUUUAUACAACAUACUGUCCACUCAGUGGAGAUUCAAGCACCAUUGUACCUUCCACUAGCGCAACAAGCUCCAGCUCAAUAGUUGAAACAACUGAGUCGUCUACAUCCACACUUUCAAGCGCUACACCAACAACUGUUUCAGAUACAGUUGAGUCGUCAUAUAGUGCUCCAUCGACACCUAUAGUUUCACUGAGCGAAAGUGUUGGAUCUGCUACUAAUGCGUAUUCAUCAUCUCCUACUGAAGCGAUUUCUCCAAACUCAUCUACAGAAACACUGGUAACAGGAACUACAGCUGCUGAAACCUCAACUACCGUUUCUUCAGUCACCGUUACUGAGACAACUGAAACUUCAACCAUUUCACCAACUUCCACGUCUGAAGCUACUGAUUCAACCACCACCCUUUCUACUGUUAUUUGUUCAGGAUCUGCAUGCGCCUUCACUGAAUCUUCAUCAAUUGGUGCCACAUCCUAUACUACGUCUUUAUCAACUUCUGCUAUUGCAAUUUCAACGGCUGAAAAUUCUGCUCAUGCAAUUUCUCCUUACAAUUCACUUAUAGCAUUAGUUUUACUUUCUUUACCUUUCGUCUAA
Molecule: messenger RNA, 2433 nt
Organism: Dujonia railenensis
Lineage: Eukaryota; Fungi; Ascomycota; Pichiomycetes; Serinales; Debaryomycetaceae
Source: the annotation of a GenBank genome assembly